AUGGAGAACUAUGUAACUUACUUCAUGUCAUCUGAUGUCUUGGAAUACUUUAUGUACGGACUCCGCCUCCUGCAGUCGCCGAAGGCAGAGCACACCGGCGGCGCUCCUUCUGCAGUCGCCGAAGCAGAGCACACCGGCGGCGCUCCUUCUGCAAUCGGAGAAGCCGCCGACGAGAUACUGCAGGUUCACGAUGGACACGGACGCGAGCGAACCGAGGGAGGCCACGAAGAUUCCGGUUCGGUCAAAACGCAGAAGGCUGUGGUUCCGCUGCGGCCACAGCAGAUACUAAAACCCAUUCGACCACUUGAUCUCUGCGAUGCUUUGGAUAACUAUGACUGCGCAGACUACGGUCCAUAUGAUGACUAUGAAGAUUACGAUCAAUAUGAUGACUACGAAGAUUACGAUCAAUAUGAUGACUACGAAGAUUACGAUCAAUAUGAUGACUACGAAGAUUACGAUCAAUAUGAUGACUACGAAGAUUACGAUCAAUAUGAUGACUACGAAGAUUACGAUCAAUAUGAUGACUACGAAGAUUACGAUCAAUAUGAUUGCGAAGAUUACGGUCAAUAUUAA
Messenger RNA from Penaeus vannamei (Pacific white shrimp), 573 nucleotides. Lineage: Eukaryota; Metazoa; Arthropoda; Malacostraca; Decapoda; Penaeidae. The record is from RefSeq and is a predicted model, not a curated record.